Molecule: messenger RNA, 2807 nt
Organism: Gamsiella multidivaricata
Lineage: Eukaryota; Fungi; Mortierellomycota; Mortierellomycetes; Mortierellales; Mortierellaceae
Exons: 2
Coding region: 158-2770 (870 amino acids)
Source: RefSeq, a predicted model, not a curated record
CAGUGUCGCCUCAGUCUCACAGAUCUGGGGCCUGGAUGGUUGCGGCUCUAUCUAUUACGGCACAUCGGAUCGUUUUAUCCAGCUAGAGUCAUCCACCACGUCGGGGGCAGAGUAUGACAAACCAUUGUUCACCCAUAUCUCUGUCGGGACCGAUAACAUGGUUCUUGCAACCGAUGCUCAUACUGGUACCGUCUUCCGGCUUAAAAAGCAUCCAGCAUCAUCCCACCCUCCUGUCUGGACUGCCCUCCCAGGCACCGGUCCCGGAACAUCGCUUCAUAUGACCAGCUGCAGCCUCUCAAUGGCGGAUUACAUUGUUGGGGUCGCCCUUAAUGGUCAUGCAUACAGCUUCUGCAACGACAAGUGGAUCUGCAUGGGUGGAGGCGCAAUGUUGAACAGUAUUGACGUCGGGACAGAUGGAUAUGUUUUGGGAGUCGAUAGGGAUGGCGAUCUCUUUGGAUGCCAGCUUCAGAGCACGGUUGUUACCCCACGCAUGGUCUCGAGCCAAGGGCUGCAAUUGACCCGAAACAAUAAAAGCUACGAGGCUGGACCCGAAUCUCCGCAGGCACCCAACUUGCCAAGCAUGUUGACGACACCAAGGGUUCAGACGGCGUCCAAGAGACCGAUGGCUUCACCGCGAGAGCUCUUUGAGAUGGCUGGAUCAGAAAAGGGGUCAUCAAUAUCGCCGAAUCGAAACCGAUCUCCGACUUCAGAUAAAGCAACAGAACAAGCGCCCGUGGGCUUUAUGGCACAGCCCUCCCACAGCAAUUCUUAUUCUUCUCGAUACGACCUUGCAAGAUCUGAAUCCCAGCGGAGCAAGAGCAGCUAUGCGUCAGAUAUCGGCGUUGCUACGACGCUGACAGGGCUGGCCGUCUCUCAGGCUUCGCGGGACAGACCCGGUAUAGCGCCAACAGCCCUUGGAAACGCUUUUCCAAAACCUACGGGUAACGGAUAUCCCUCAACCAGGACUACACCGCUCAGAAUACGAACCACGAUGCUUGGGAGUGAUGGCACUAGUACUUCAGGCCGCAGUGCAGGAGAUUCAUACUUCUCAUACAAGCAUAUCACUCCGACCGGAGCCAGUGACGACAUAUCACUACUUGCGAGUUUAUUGCCUAAUGGAAAUCCAUAUCCAGAAAUGUCGCGUGUAUCCUCACAGAGAAAGUCAGACGGCUCUCUACGUUCACCCCUGGACUAUCUGCCUCUAUCAGCGAAUUCAUCCUGUGGAUCCAGACAGUCUGUGGAACAAUGGCAUAACAACAGAGGAGAUAGAUGCAAUGAGCAAAGUGGGGGCAAAGAGGAACUGGGUACUGAGGAUCAACCUGGGUUCUUCGAGAACGCCCCUCAACCCCUAGGCCAGGAAGUCGGUUCCGAGCCAUCUCAUGUGGAUUCAAGCGGACUGUGGGAUGCUAAUGAUGGUGGCAAUGUGGUCGCUUCUAAAGAGGAAUUGUUCGACAGCGAUAAUGCUCGUAUAGACUACGAUAUCCAUAGACGUAUGAUUAACUCUGAAACGCAGAAAAUCACAUCCCCAAAUUAUGAGGAACCAUCGGGAUCGCUCACCAAACCACUCAAUCUCCUCCGUGGCAAUGGCGCGCUCCCGUCUGACAAGACCGAGUGGAUAGAGGCUGGUGAUACAGAUGUACGAAUGGAGAAUGCGACCGAGUAUGUGAAUACGACUCGAGUACCCGUUCAAGGGUCCACAAGCUAUGAUGUUCUUCACCAAGAUAAGCUGGGUGGACAAGGGGUAGGAGAAUGGGGAGGAAGGGAUCGACUGGACAUGAACCAGGAUAAAAGGGAAUAUAGCGCGGCGUACCCUCAUAACAACAUCGACAUUCAUUUCCCUCUACCGCCGUUCCCGGAUCCCAGAUCUUCCUACACAACCGUCCAUAGCUCGGAUACUGCAGUUCAGGCUCGGCAGGUGCUAUCACCAGAUCGACGACAUUACCAAACAGCGAAGAUCCCCGCAGUAGGCAUCGGAUCCAUUUCUGGAGAUAAGGAGGAGCUCGAGAGCGAAUGGCAAGAGGAUCGAGGUCAGGAGCCAGCGUCGGUUUUGCUGCCGCAUCGACCCAGCGACGCUUCAGAAGUUUUGAUGCUUCAGCAACAAGAGUUUCUGCGGUUGACACGAUUAAACAGCGGUCCAAACACUCUACCUCCCAGCAUCCCUUUCAACGACCUUAAGGAUCGCAAUAACCAAGGUGACAAGGAAAGUUUAUCAGGCGAGGAGCGCGAACCCGGAUACUAUUCUGCUUGCCAUUCUUCUCAGGCCAGAAGUCCUUACGGAGCUCCCGCGGCCUACACGACCUCAGCGGCCGUUCCCAACGCAUCCUCCAAUCUGGAGAUGCACAAACUGCACAAAAGACGCGUCCCGCUGUCUUCGAACCAUUCUCAGAACACUAACAACAACAACAACAACAACAACGAGGAAAUACAGUCUCGCCCUUCAUAUUCAUCUUCGCACUUGCAGAGCUAUUUGGACUCGACUUAUGCAGCUCGGAACACAGAAGAGGCGCGAAAGAAGCGUAUGAGCACAACGGGAACCGGGCAGCAGCUGGAGUCUUUUUCGGAUGGUGGCGACCCAACUGCCGUGCAGGGCUACACUGUGACGGAUGGUGUUCGCCAGCAGCCUUCUCAAGCCGGUCUUAGUGCGACCCAGAGUAGGAUCCAGGGUGAGGAUGACCAAGGACGAUGGAUCGGCACCCCAACAACAAGUGAUCCUCGGGUUGCGCAACACGAUGUUGAGGUGCCCAAGUCCAAAUGUUGCACUAUUCUCUGACAUGUACUCAAAUAGUAAUCGUUGUAAACAUCAUGUG